CGCGCCCCGCGCGACGAGGCGAUCCGCCUGAUCACGGGCACGCCGAGCCACGUCCUCGAGAUCAACCACUACCUGUUCGCCGGUCGGCUGAACUUCAUCCGCCCCUUCCGCGCGCUGGUCGCCGGCGGCGGCACGGGCGAUGCCUGCAUCAUGCUGGCGCAGCAGCUCGUGGACCGGCGCUGCCCCGGCGAGGUCGUCUAUCUCGACCUGUCGACGGCCUCGCGGCAGAUCUGCGAGGCCCGCGCCAAGGCGCGCGGCUUGCGCAACAUCCAGUUCCUGACGGGCUCGCUGCUCGACCUGCCGACGAUGAACAUCGGCCAUUUCGACUACAUCGACUGCACCGGCGUGCUGCAUCACCUGAGCGAUCCCACGGCCGGCAUGCAGGCGCUGGCCAGCGUGCUGCACAACGAAGGCGGCAUGGGCAUCAUGCUCUACGGCGAAUAUGGCCGCAGCGGCGUCUAUCCCUUGCAGGAGAUGCUGCAGAGCCUGGCGCCCCUGUCGAUGGCGAUCGAGGACCGGCUGGCGAUGGCCAAGCGCCUGAUCCGCUUCCUGCCGACGACCAACCUGUUCCGCCGCAACCCCUAUCUCAACGACCAUGUGACCGGCGGCGACGCGGGCCUCUACGACCUGCUGCUGCACAGUUGCGACCGCGCCUUCACGGUGCCGCAGAUCGGCAAGAUGGCCGCGUCCUCCGGCCUGCGCGUUGUCGCCUUCCUCGAGCCGGUGCGCUACGAGCCCUCGACCUACAUGAGCGAUCCGCCACCGCCCGUCGAGGCGGCGGGUUCGUCGCGCGGCCAGCGCAUGAAGGCGAAGACCCAGAGGAGGAUCAACGGCACGAUCGUGCCGAUGCCGGUCAGCGUCACCAGGAUGGCGCCGAGGCCGGUCCAGCCGGGCAAGCCGGCUUUCUCGACGAUGCGCCAGGCCAUCCAGGCCGCGAGCACGGUGCCGAUCAGCGCGAAGGCGCCGGUCAGCCCGAACAGGCCCGUGAGGGCCGCGAUUUCCACCCCGAACAUCUAUCGCCCCGGCCCGGCUUCGCCCGCGGGCCAGGUGCUGAACGCCAGCAUGCCCAUGACGAUGAAGGAGCCGAUGACCGGCACCAGAUGAAACAGCGACAGCGCGCCCGAGAAACCCGCGCGCGUGCAGAUCCGCCAGGUCGGGAUGAUCAGCACGAGCGACAGCAACAGGUGUACGACCAGCAGGAAGAACACCGUGAAGGAGCCCAGCGCCAGGAGCCAGCUCACCGGAUCCAUGACGUCAGACCAGGGCGACGACUUCGAUCUCGACCAUGA
Messenger RNA from Ostertagia ostertagi, 1289 nucleotides. The record is from the annotation of a GenBank genome assembly. Lineage: Eukaryota; Metazoa; Nematoda; Chromadorea; Rhabditida; Trichostrongylidae.